AUGGCCGGGCUGCUGGCGCUGCUGAGCCCCGCGGGCCGGGUGGGCGCCCGGGUUCGGUGCCCCGCCACCUGGCUCCUGGGCGCCGCUGCCCCCUGUGUCCCCCCGCCGGUGUUCCUGCCGUGGCUCGGGCCCGGGCCGGACGCCCAGCUGCUGUGCGCCGCCCGCGGGAACUACCAGGGCCGCCAGGACCCCAGCAAAAUCACUGCACCCACAGGCAGCUAUAUCAAGGGCACAGAGGAGAAAAAGCUAAGCAAGUCGCAGCAGCUGAAAAAGAUUUUUCAAGAAUAUGGUGCCGUGGGAGUGUCACUGCACAUUGGAAUCUCAUUAAUCUCCUUGGGAAUGUUUUACAUGGUUAUUUCAAGUGGAGUGGACAUGUCAACCGUCCUGCUUAAACUCGGCUUCAAAGAGUCACUAGUCCAGUCGAAAAUGGCAGCCGGUACAAGCACCUUUGUGGCGGCCUAUGCCAUCCACAAGCUGUUCGCACCCGUGAGGAUCAGUAUUACCUUAGUUUCCGUGCCCUUGAUUGUCAGAUACUUUCGGAAAGUGGGAAUUUUUAAACCUCCAGCGGCAAAGCCUUGAUGAACUCGUCAACUGUGGGCCUGAAAACCUAUUUCUUUUAAAUGACACAUGCUAGAUUGGUUUUAGAAUGUAGGUUUUGUGGUGGGUGGGUAGCAGGGGCUAAUUGUUGCAUUCUCAUGAAUAGGAUUUACUUUUGCCAGCAAAAAUUCAGGGUUUCAAAUCAUUGUAGUUUUUCUGCUUUAAAGUUUGGGUAAUGCUAUUCAUCACAGGGCUUGUCUGCAUACUCAAAAAAUGUCAGCAGAACACCACCAAUGAGUUGUCAUCUCAGACAAAACUGUCAGCCAGGAAAUGUUCCUUCCAGAAGACCAUUGGUGAGGGUCUGCCUGCAAGAGCCUCAGGGGUUCCUCUUUGCUCAAAUUCUUAAAGGGUAGUGAUUCAUUACGCUGAUUUUAAAAAUUCCCCUUCCUCCCGUACUUG
Molecule: messenger RNA, 996 nt
Organism: Dama dama (fallow deer)
Lineage: Eukaryota; Metazoa; Chordata; Mammalia; Artiodactyla; Cervidae
Product: protein FAM210B, mitochondrial-like
Exons: 1
Coding region: 1-579 (192 amino acids)
Cellular component (GO): mitochondrion
Source: RefSeq, a predicted model, not a curated record